CAGCAGCAGCAGCCGCCGCCGCCGCCGUCACCGCUUCCCUUCCUCCCCCUGCUCCUCCUCCUCCUCCUCCUCGAGCUGUUGAGGCGCAGGUCUUGCCUGGCGAAAGCGUCUCCAAGCUCCCGUCGCGGCUGGCCUCGUCCUGACUGGGUGCUGGGGCGCAGGGAAAGGCGAGAGAGCAUCUUGUCCUAUUCCGCCGCUAGCCGCCUUCUUUCCUCCUUCCUCAGUGCCUCUGCUCCUGUCGUGGCCGCCGCUUCCCGAGUGCUUUCUCCGACUCAUCUCCAGCAAAGAAAGGAAGCCUCCUUUCCGUCGGGGGACGGCGGCUUCUUCGCUCCGUCCCUCCCUCCCUCCUCUUGCCUGUCUUUUUUUUUUUUUUCUCCCCUUCCUUUCUGAGGGUGGGAGGGGAGAAGAAUAGGAGCCCGGCGAAGGAAGCCAGCCGCGCGCAGCCCGCCCGCCCUGGGUGUGCGUGAAAGAGCCAUGCGAGAAUACAAAGUGGUCGUGCUUGGCUCUGGCGGGGUGGGCAAAUCCGCUCUCACCGUCCAGUUCGUGACUGGCUCCUUCAUCGAGAAGUACGACCCUACCAUCGAGGACUUCUAUCGCAAGGAGAUCGAGGUAGAUUCCUCGCCCUCGGUCCUGGAGAUCCUGGACACGGCCGGCACCGAGCAGUUCGCCUCCAUGCGGGACUUGUACAUCAAGAACGGGCAGGGCUUCAUUCUGGUCUACAGCCUGGUGAACCAGCAAAGCUUUCAGGACAUCAAGCCCAUGAGGGAUCAGAUCAUUCGGGUCAAGAGGUACGAGAAGGUGCCCAUGAUCCUAGUGGGCAACAAGGUGGACCUGGAAGGCGAGCGGGAGGUCUCGUUCGGGGAAGGCAAAGCUCUGGCGGAGGAGUGGAACUGCCCCUUUAUGGAAACUUCAGCCAAAAACAAAGCCUCGGUGGACGAGCUCUUUGCCGAGAUCGUCCGGCAGAUGAACUAUGCUUCCCAACCGAACGGGGACGAUCAGUGCUGCUCUUCCUGUGUGAUCCUCUGAGAAAAAGGGAGGGUGGGGGAAGAGCACAGCAGCGUUGCUUUAUGUGGUGUUUUUUUUUUCCCCCUUUCUUUCUUUUCUUUACAUUUUGAAAUAAAAAGGUUUACAGCAACAGCACCACACGAAAAGGUGGCGGCAGCUGGAGCAGCAGUGUUGUCAUCCCAUGAAACUCCAAGCCUUUCAAACAAAUUUUGCAUUACGCCCGGAUCCCUUCCGGAUCCCUUCCAGGUUAUAGUUUAUACUCAUGCUGCUGCGGGUGGUUGUCGGUGUCAUGAGUAUGCAUUGUCUCUCCUUAACAUCUGAUCCCUCCCAAGGAGAAGAAAAAGAAAAACAUACAAAAAAAAUCUCUCUUUGGAAAUGUGACGCUUUCCGCAUGUACAUGCCAGCGGUUUGAUUGUUGCUUAUUUCUUGUACUUGCCUCGGUUCGGAGGAUUGUAUUGGCCAUUGAUAACCCGUAGGAAAAGUUCCUGUGUUCUUUGCAGCAGGGGAGUGAGUGAGCUAAGAAUUGCUUUAUAACUGGAAGAUUAAAUACCCAUAGACACACCUAUAAGAAAUGAAGGGAAGCAUCAAAGGAAGGAAGUACGCGUGGCGGAGAUUCAAAUCUUCCACUUGUCAGCCUGAAAUUAGCUAGUGGCUAGGUGGCUUUCUGAUUUUGAGGAUUUCUAUGCAAAGUUGGAAUAUUUGUUACCAUGCUUAUCUCAACCGAAGAAGUAUUGCACAAGUACUGCCUGGGACUUUAAUAACACUGAUGCCAAUACAGCGCAUGAGGUGCCACAAAAAUAUCUGCUGAUUACUUGUGAAAUCUAUUUUGUUUACUUGUUGUAUUGAAAGGGAAGGAAUGAAGAGCAUUUAUUUGUGUUUUUUUUUUUAAAAAAAAUCAGCUAUGAAAACACUAACAGACUUGCACAGUUUUUAAGUUGUGUGUAUUUUGUGGAAUGGCUGGGGAGAGACAGGGCAGGCAAAGUAAUAACUUGCCUUAUUCAAUUUGAGGGGGGUGGCGAUAACCAACUAAAUCUCUGAAGUACAAAGAGUUUCUAAAAUGUGGCACAGGGCGAACAGCGCCCCUGUGUGUGUAGAGUGCCUUCAAAGCAGCUGUUAUAGCCCGUGCCAACCUGUGGAAGUUCCAAGAAUCCCAUUUAUCUACCCCCCCCCAAAAAAACCCUAGUUAACAGUUUCAGUAAUUAUUAUAGUGAACAAGACAGAACAAAAGGGCCUAUUAUUAAUGGAGUUAUUUUUCCUCUUCUUUUUUUCCAUUUGAGACUUUUCACUUCAGUUGCCAUGGAUUUCAGGGUUCUUUUGAUUCAGGUUCACAGGUAUUAGUGUGUUUUUGUAUGAGAGAGUGUUUGUGUGUGCACCUUUUUUUUCUGUUAUCCUCCAGAAAGAUGUAUUUUCAACCAGCAAUGAAAAGAACUGUUGUAAUGUAUCUGAAAAACACAAUCUCUAAUUGUAAUUUUAAAUCCCAGACAGACAUUUAUUCAUUUCAAUAUCUUUUAAUACAAUUGCCAAUUUUUAAAAAGAACAGUUUGAUGGGUUUUUAUAUAUUGUGAAAAUCGGUGUAAUCAUAGUAGGUUAUGAGUUAUUGUGGACAAAUAAUUGUCUAAAGCAAUAACGAUUGAGGCAAAGGAUUUUUAUUAUGAAGGUCUGGUAUCUGAUAUUGGAACCUGAGUGCUAACUAGUUCUGGAUUCUGCUAAAUCAUGCCAUAUAUGCAGAUAUUCAUUCAUAUCUCAAAUGCUUUGCAGGAUUCAAUGCUUAAUUUAUUCAUAGAAUUAUAAAAUUAGAAGGAGCCAUUAAGGCCAACAACCUGUUCAAUCUUGGAACCCAAAUUAAGGCAGCCCAAAUAGAUUGCUAUUCCUCCUCCGCUUGAAGAAAUCUAAAGAAGGGGAGUCUCCUCUGGAAAUCAGUUUUUCUAUUGAACUAACUUUACAAUUAGGAAUUUUCCUUAACAUUCAAAUGGAAACUCUUUUCUUUUAAGACCGUUAUUCCAUGUUCUGCACUCUGGAAUGAUGGAGAAUGAGUCUUGACUUUUGUGUGAUGCCCUUUAGGUCUUGAAAAAUGCUAUUAUGCCCCCCCUCAUCUUUUGUCAAGGUUAAACUUAUCCAGUCGCCCUUGUAAAUUUCCAGGCACCUUAUCAUCUUGUAUUCUUCUCUGCACCUCUUCCAAUUUCUCAUAAUAUUUUCUUAAAA
This is a messenger RNA of Python bivittatus (Burmese python), 3207 nucleotides long. RefSeq names its product RAP2B, member of RAS oncogene family (gene RAP2B). The record is from RefSeq and is a predicted model, not a curated record. Gene Ontology annotation, biological process: Rap protein signal transduction. Gene Ontology annotation, cellular component: membrane. Lineage: Eukaryota; Metazoa; Chordata; Lepidosauria; Squamata; Pythonidae. Gene Ontology annotation, molecular function: GTP binding; GTPase activity.